Paramecium sonneborni is the source of this 3381-nucleotide messenger RNA. The record is from the annotation of a GenBank genome assembly. Lineage: Eukaryota; Ciliophora; Oligohymenophorea; Peniculida; Parameciidae.
UUUUUAAUUUGUGAUUUUUUAUGGCUGAAUAUUCAAACUUGACCUAAGAGUAAUUGUUUUAGAUGCUUACAUUUGUUCUGUCUGGUGAUAAUGAAAAGAUCAAAGAGGCUACACGUGUUUUAAAAGUUUACACAAAGUCUGUGAAUUGUGUAGGACCAUUGGCAUUAAUAAUAUCUUAAAAUGAAAAUGUAUUUAUGAUAGUUUAAAGGAAUAGUAACAAUUUCGACAUUUAGCAGGAGUAUUAUUAAAGAGAAAUAUGGCUACAAAUUAUGAUAAAUUGGAAGCAACAGCUUAAACUUAAUUAAAGUAAUUGUUAUUGGAAAGAUUCUUUGGAGAACCAAUAAACCCAAUUCGAACAAGUAUUGGAUCAUUAAUAGGAACAAUUGCAAUUUAGACAUUAGGAGAUAAUAAAUGGCCAGAAUUAUUUUAAGUUCUUUAGAAUUAGACAUCAAAGAAUCAAGACAUUGUUACUAGAUAAAGAGGAUUGAUGUUAUUAUCAUUGAUCUUUGAUUACUCUGGAGAUAGUUUGAAACCAUUUUAUUCUGUUUUUUAUCCAUUCUUUAUUGAAAAUCUACAAGAUAAUGAUAAAUAAAUUAGAGUGUAAACAGUAAAAUGUUUAAUAUCAUUAUUCGAUAACAUUGAGCAUAUGAAUAAAUAAGAAGUAAUUCAUUUUUAAAAUUUUAGGCCUAAUAAUAUAAGACUCUAGUUGAACCUAUUUUAAGAUUCGUAGAUUAAUGUAUAAAAGAAGGAGACGAAGAUAAUGCAUAUCAUUGUUUUGAUGCUUUUGGAUAUUUGGCUGAAAGUAAAUUGACAAUAUUAGAUACUCAUUUGGGUAUGAUUGUAGAAUAUGCAGCUAGUUAAAAUGUAAGAAUUUAUAAUUAAUUAAUUAGCUUUUAUUGAAUCCAAAAUGCAGUAGUAAAUUUAAGGAAUGUGUUUUGGAUUUGAUUGAUAAUGUGGUAGAAUAACAUAAGAAGGUUUUAAAUAAGAAUCCAGCAUUAUUAAAACAAUUAAUUGAAUGUUUAUCAUUGGUGAUUGCCUAACCCUACACAGAGGAGGAAUUGACUCAAGAUGAAGAGCCACUAUAAGAUGUUACCUUAUGGUUAUUGGAAACAUUGGUUAUAGGUUUAGGUAAGAAAAAGACAUUAUUUGGUUUAUUUUUGGAAACCAUUAUAAAAUUGAUAGAUUCAGGAGAUGUUAAUCAAAUGAAUGCAGGAUUUUUAAUAUUAGCAGCAAUUACAGAAGGAUUGUAAGAUUAAAUUAGAAGAUCUCUUUAGAAUCCAAUAAUGAAUGUCAUUAUACCAAAAGGAUUAAAAGAUGAAAGAACAGCAGUUAGAGGAGCAACAAUUAAAUGUUUAUCAUAUUUCAGUGAAUGGUUGUGUCCAGAGAUCUUAAGUUAUGAUCAAAUUGUAAUCCCAGAGAUGAUCAAUUGUCUUAAAGCAUAAGACCAUAAGAUUUAUGAAAAGGCUCUAUUAACUAUUGAUAUCUUUGCUGAAAAUAUGGAAUCAGAAAAAAUUCUUCCAUAUAUGUAGACUCUUCUUCCAAAUUUAGUUUAGUUGUUUUUGCAAUCUACAACAACAUUUAUUGCUAGAAGACAUUGUCUUUCUUCAAUUGGAAGCAUUAUAGUUUCAUCUAAAGAUGCUUUUGGCACAUAUUUAAAGGAUGUUAGUGAAUUGUUAUUACAAGUCUUGAAGGAAAAAGAUACUCCAGAAAUUAUGAGUAUUAAAUCAGAAGCCAUUUAAGUUUUUGGAACUAUUGCUGAAUCAUUCAAAUCUAAUGUAGAAGUUUAAACCUAAUUAAUUACUCCAUUAGCUCCAUAAAUAUUUGAAUUAUUAACCAAACAUGAUGACUUUGAAAUUAGAGAAGCAUGUUUAGCCUUCUUUUAUAAUAUGGCUGCUGCUUAAGGAGAAAAAUUCGCACCUAUUUUCACUUAGAUUAUUAGCUAUACUAUGAAAUUAGCAGAAUCUAAAGAAGGUAUCUCCUAUGAUAAAGAAAAGAAAGAAUUUUCUCUUGACACUGAUUCUGAGGAUGAAAAUCAAUAAGGACCUAUGAGAGUUAAAGUUACCUAAAUGGAUGAAAAAGCAGCUGCUAUUCAUGCUUUAGGUUAAUUUGCACUCUCAGUCCCAUAAUAAUUUGGAUAAUAUUUUAAACCCACUUUUGACAUUCUUGAUGAAACUGUAGAUUUCUUCUAUGAUAAUAUCAGAAUGUAAACUAUAUAAUGUUACAGAGAUCUUAUUGAAGGAUAUGCUCUAUUUAGACAUAAUGGAGUCUUACCUAAAGUUUAAUAAGGAUUACCAGCAAUAGAAAAUUUAGAUGCUGAGUUCUUAACAUUCUUAUAAACUGAUGUCAUGUAAAAAUUAAUUAGAGUUAUUGCUGAAGAUGAAUCUUAUGAAUGUGCUGCACUUGCUAUUGAUGUUAUUGAUCAUCUCACCAAAAAAUUAGGACCCUAAAUUGUUUACAAAAAUCUUGAUGAUUUAUCUAAAGUUAUUACCUUGAUCUUAAAUAAAAAAAUCAAAUGUUUAGGAGCUGAUCUUGAUUCUGAAGGAGAAGAAGAAAAUGAUUAAGAUAUGAAUCUUAAUGUCUUAGAAAAUCUCACUGACUUAAUCCCUACUUUAGCCAAAAACCUUAAAAAUGGAUUUGUUCUCAUGUUUAGAGAGAUAUUCCCACAUUUAGCAACUUAUCUUCAUAAAGAUAAAGAAAUAGAUGAUAUCAUUUGUACUGUUGGAUGUCUUGCUUAAAUAUUUGAAUAUGAACCUUCACUUAUUUUAGAAUGUCAAUCAGUUGUGAUUCCAUUCUUGUUAAAUACUAUCCCUUCUAUUGGAGAUUAAGAAUUAAAUAGAAAUGCUGCUUAUGCAUUAGCUACUUAUUGUGAAUUUGGACCAUAAAAUGAUGUUGCUUCAGCUCUUCCUUAAAUUAUUUAAUCACUUACAACCAUUUUUACAACUGCUACUACUUACAGAGAAGCUGCUGAAAAUGCUACUGCUGCUGUUUGUAGAAUUCUUAUUAGAUUCCCAUAAGCUUUGCCAUUAGAAACCACCUUAGAUCAUAUUAUGACAUAAUUACCAUUCAAAGGAGAUGUUGAAGAAAAUUUCACUGGAUUAAGAUUUUUAGUUCAUUUAGGAAAUACUAUUCCUGAGCUCAUUACACCAAGAAUGGAAUAAGUGAUCAAAUUGUUAUUAGAUUCUUUAAUUUAAAAGGAACAUUAUAAAGUAUCAUUUUAUCAAUAAUUUAUAGCUUAAAGAUGAAUAAUUAAACUUCAUAGUAUCUACUGUAAAGGGUUUGCUUUAAAAUUAACAAUACAAAACAAUUAUUGAAAAUAUUAUUUUGAAUGUUUAAGAUCAGACUCAAAAGAACAAAGUGAUUGCUCUUCUAUAAUGAUGAAGA